Galeopterus variegatus (Sunda flying lemur) is the source of this 898-nucleotide messenger RNA. RefSeq names its product kidney associated antigen 1 (gene KAAG1). The record is from RefSeq and is a predicted model, not a curated record. NCBI's taxonomy places the organism in Eukaryota, Metazoa, Chordata, Mammalia, Dermoptera, Cynocephalidae.
AUGUGGACUGUGGAAAAGAGGGUCUCCGUGUUGAAGAUCGAGAACGGGAAUGUGAAGUAUGAUGUCCUCAUCAAAGACACUAGAAUCCAGUGUAAAGAUACUGUGCUCACAGUUUUUAAGAAUUCACACAUCUCGAAUUCUAUUGCAGAAAUCCAGGUUCUGUCACCAAUGUCGUGCAAGCUUCCGGAUGCGGUGGCCGGUCCGCGGGGUGUAGAUGUUCCUGACGGCCCCAAAAGGCGCCUGAACGCCGCCCGUCACCUCCUUCAGAAAGACGUCGAAGCUGGACACCUUCUUCUCGUGGAUGACGACGCGGCGCCCCGCGAAGAAAGGGUCCCCGUUGCGGUACACCAGCACGCUCUUCACGACCGGCUGAGACAGGUGGCUGGACUUGGCGCCGGUGCCACUCAUCUUCCCCACGGGACGCCGCCCCAGCUCGCUGCUCAGGCGGAGGCACCUGCGCUGCCCCAGAGGCCUCAGCGCACACACGCAGGAUCGCGUCCUGAAACAAAUGGGACACUGACAACCCCACAGGUAAAAGAGGAGUGACGGCCGUGCGCCUGGUGUCCACCCAGCGGAGACACUGCACGCUGCAGGCCUCACGGUGGACGUUCGAGUAUUUCACCAGGGUCUGCACGACCAAUCAGCGCUCGCGGUGCGCGCACACCUGUCUCACAUGCUACCUGCGGAAUCAAGGUGUACCACCCCGGAACGCGAGCCCCGCGAGGGGCUUUAACCAGGCCAGCCCAGCGAAGGCAGAAGGGAGAGAGGUGGGAACGUACCCACACACUAUCAAUAUGGUGAAACCCAGUUUCUAACGUCAUAUCUGCUACUCUUUCCGAACAGUUUAAAUUCUUUUCUUCUCCUGCUUGCUCCCAAAUUAAAGAAAUUAAGAUCCUGG